This is a messenger RNA of Quercus robur (English oak), 540 nucleotides long. Its product is annotated as AAA-ATPase At3g28510-like. The record is from RefSeq and is a predicted model, not a curated record. Bases 1 to 540 code for a protein of 179 amino acids. The transcript has a single exon. NCBI's taxonomy places the organism in Eukaryota, Viridiplantae, Streptophyta, Magnoliopsida, Fagales, Fagaceae.
AUGGCCAAAGAAGAAGAAGAAGAAGAAGUAGAAAGCAAUAGUAAGCUCACUCUCUCUGGUUUGUUGAAUUUUAUAGAUCAGAUUUGGUCGGCUACUGGGGGAGAGAGGAUCAUUGUCUUCACCACUACUUAUGUGGAAAAGCUUGAUCCAGCUCUCAUUAGGAGGGGACAUAGGGACAAGCACAUAGAAUUGUCCUAUUGUUCCUUUGAAGCAUUCAAGGUUCUUGCUAGGAAUUAUUUGGAUGUUCAUUCACAUGAGUUGUUUGCGACAAUUGACCGUUUGUUGGAAGAAACCAAUAUGACUCCUGCUGAUGUUGCUCAGAAUUUGAUGCCCAAGUCUCUAAUUGAAGAUGCUGAGAUAUGUUUGAAGAGCUUGAUUGAAGCUCUUGAGACAGUCAAGCCGGAAGCAAGAAUAAAGGCUGAGGAAGAAGGAAGGCUAAAGAUGGUGAAAGAAAAGCAAGAAGCUGCUCAAGAAGAUGUGAAAGUUGAUGAAUCUUCACCUAAAGUGAAAGAGAGUUGUAUUGAAGUUGUGAAACAUUGA